This is a messenger RNA of Nipponia nippon (crested ibis), 837 nucleotides long. NCBI's taxonomy places the organism in Eukaryota, Metazoa, Chordata, Aves, Pelecaniformes, Threskiornithidae. The record is from RefSeq and is a predicted model, not a curated record.
CUGAUGAGGCAGGCCUGGGCGGCUUCUCCUGAAAACUGGAUUCUCUUGUUUGAGGAAAUGAGUAACUGCUCAUCUUUGAAGAAACUAUAAAGCUGUAUUUCCAUGCGCUGUGACCUGUUUUUUCCCUUCCUUUUAUUAUAAAUGCCAGUUUUAAUGGGUGUUUCUUACUUUUUUUUUCUUCCCUUUGGAGGACAAGAAAUUAGUCUAGGUGCAGUAAAUGGGAAGAGAUGGAAGAAAGGAAAAUCAAGAGGAGGAGCCCCAAAUCAUCUACCAGUCACCCUGCCCAGGUUACUAACUCCAAGAAAAACUCCGUGCCAGUCAGCAAAAGUACAGCCUUUUCAAAUCCCGCACCACAGCCUGCAGUACAGAAACCAAAGUUAAAACGUGUAAUAAAAGAGAAAGCCAAACCUCCAGGAGGCGAAGCAAAAGGGGCACAGGCAGCACCAAUCCAGCAUUCUUUUCUCACAGAUGUAUCAGAUGUCCAGGAAAUGGAAAGGGGACUUCUGAGUCUCCUGAAUGACUUCCACUCUGGCAAACUUCAAGCAUUUGGAAAUGAAUGUUCCAUAGAGCAGAUGGAGCAUGUGCGGAGUAUGCAGGAGAAACUUGCUCGCCUCAAUUUGGAGCUCUAUGGGGAGCUGGAAGAACUCCCUGAAGAUAAAAGAAAACUAGCCAGUGACUCCAAUCUGGAUAGGCUGCUAUCAGAUCUAGAAGAACUGAAUUCAUCUAUCCAAAAACUACAUUUAGCAGAUGCUCAAGAUAUUCCAAAUAGUGCCACGGGCUGAAAGAACAGCUUUGUCCCAGAAGCUUGUCUUUUGUUUUUCCUGACAGUGGAAUCUG